Colletotrichum chrysophilum is the source of this 1080-nucleotide messenger RNA. RefSeq lists its product as uncharacterized. Gene Ontology annotation, biological process: mitotic DNA replication checkpoint signaling; nuclear DNA replication; mitotic DNA damage checkpoint signaling. Gene Ontology annotation, molecular function: zinc ion binding; nucleic acid binding. The transcript has a single exon. Bases 1 to 1080 code for a protein of 359 amino acids. NCBI's taxonomy places the organism in Eukaryota, Fungi, Ascomycota, Sordariomycetes, Glomerellales, Glomerellaceae. Gene Ontology annotation, cellular component: nucleus; spliceosomal complex. The record is from RefSeq and is a predicted model, not a curated record.
AUGGCCGACGUUCGUUCCCUCCUCCGUCAGCAACGCGCUGCUCGACGAAUCGAACAUCCCCACGCGGCAUACUCAGAUGCGGGCAAGCUCCUCUGCACACUCUGCCACGAAGCUAUCAAGUCCGAAUCUCUUUGGGAAGGCCACCUGAGAGGUUCAGGCCACGCAGGAAAGAUCAAAACCCUCCAGCAAGCUGCAUCGACCACCACAAAUGGCUCGGCAACCGCGGACGCCGCCCCAUCCAACAAGCGAAAACACGACUCGGACGAGGAUAUGGCAGAAGACGAAGGCAUGGCUGAAGCUGUGCGGAAGAAGAAGAGCAGGACGAAUAUGAGCACUCCGGCUCGCUUGUCCGCUGGCGAGGCGGAUCGCGACCUGAAGGACGUGACACUGACGCCUCCGUCGCUGACUCGCCGGACAUCGACAACGCCCGUUCAAGGCGUCGAGAUCCAAAUUCCCUCCCGACCUGCGACGCCCGCGCAUAAGGACGGCAACUCUUCCAACUCCACCCCCCUCAACCAGCCUGUUGGCCCAUCACCACUGAUCCCUCGAGAGGCAUCGCCCACACUGGCGAGAACGAAGGCGCCGCCCCAGCAAAACGGUACGGCCGCACCGGCUGAGGCUGCAGGCCAGGUGGAUGAAGAUGAGUGGGCAGCCUUUGAGGCGGAUAUUGCAGCUGCAACAGCGCCAGUGUCAGAAGACGCGGUGAUAUCCGCCCCGGCAAUGACUGCAGAGGAACACGCAGAGGCUGCAAAGACAGAAGAGGAGGAGCGAGAGAAACGCCGGCUUGCUGCGGAGAAGGACCUUGAGGACGAGAAGGAGGAGGCUACGCGAGCCUUGGAAGAGGAAUUCGAGGAUAUGGAAGAGCUCGAGGCGAGAGUCAGGCGGUUGAAGGAGAAACGCGAGGCCCUGAGACACCAAGGAGAUGCCGGUUCCGGUGCCGCCUCCAGCACUGUUGUUGCUGCCAAACCUACUGAGGCAGAUGGAAAGGAGAAUGUAAAAGCGAAUGCCGAGGAGGAGGAAGAGGAUGAUGACGAUGAUGAAGAAGAGGAUGACUUCAUGGGCUUCCGGUAUCGCUCAUGA